Messenger RNA from Nelumbo nucifera (sacred lotus), 1020 nucleotides. It is a transcript of the gene GLB1, whose product is annotated as nitrogen regulatory P-II-like protein. Gene Ontology annotation, cellular component: chloroplast thylakoid; cytosol. The record is from RefSeq and is a predicted model, not a curated record. Gene Ontology annotation, molecular function: ATP binding; enzyme regulator activity. NCBI's taxonomy places the organism in Eukaryota, Viridiplantae, Streptophyta, Magnoliopsida, Proteales, Nelumbonaceae. Gene Ontology annotation, biological process: regulation of nitrogen utilization.
GAUGAUCGUCUGGACGUGAAGCCGAAGCAGGUAUCGGCACUCGUAUGUAGUACAAACUACAAAAGGAGGAGAAUAAUAAUAAAAUCUCGUUUGGAGUGAAGUCAGUGAUAGCGAGCAUUGAGCAAGGCUUUCUGUUUUUACUAAACCAGUAGGCCGCGGAAUAACUAUUGCUGCUUCGAGCCCCAAGUAUGGCUGCAAUGGCGAAAUUGAACACACUCAACCCCCUAGACUCUCAUCUUAGGGAAUCUCCUCUCAUCGAGCCGAGGCUGGUCCAUUCCCAACUGCGAAGCUCCCAGGUUUCACACUUAAAUGUGAGGAUAAAGUACGCAAGACGCACAUCCAUUAUUCGUCCAGUAGUAAGAGCGCAGAGCCCUUCAGAUCUUACACCGGACUCGAAAUUCUACAAAGUUGAAGCGAUUUUAAGACCGUGGCGGAUUCCACAAGUCUCAUCGGCUCUGCUCAAGAUGGGCAUUCGUGGUGUGACAGUUUCUGAUGUUCGAGGUUUUGGUGCUCAGGGCGGGUCAACAGAAAGGCAUGCUGGCUCUGAAUUUUCUGAAGACAAGUUUGUUUCUAAAGUAAAAAUGGAGAUUGUCGUUAGCAAAGAGCAGGUUGAAGAAGUGAUUGACAAGAUAAUUGAGGAGGCAAGAACUGGGGAGAUCGGUGAUGGAAAAAUAUUCUUAAUACCUGUUUCAGAUGUGAUAAGAGUCCGCACAGGUGAGCGUGGAGAGAAGGCUGAGAGGAUGACUGGGGGACGUUCAGAUAUGAUCACUACCAGUCCAUCUAUUUGAGGGUGGUAGAAAGAGGCUGAAAAAGAGGGAAAAGACCCUUUAUUUUCUCCUGAUCAUAGUGGAAAAGUUUGUCUAGACCUGUUUAUUAUGAGGAUAAAUAUACUGUCAUAUCUUUCAUUCUCCUUCUUCACAAAGUUUUCCAACAUGUUCCAUUAUUCUAUUUGAACCGUCUCACUUUGAAUGGAAGGGAAAGGCAUCUAGAAGUCAACAAUGUCAAGGAUCUUUUGGAACA